UACACCUGAUAACAUAGCAUUUUGUCAUUAUUGUAUAUUGUGUCGUGCAAGUUGUGUUCGUGAAGCCUUGAAGUAAGGGUGUGAAAAAAUCUAUCAAAAUGGAAACAGAGAAGAAUCUGGAUUUUGGAAUGCGGUGUAUUAAGUACAUGCUAUGUGUUGCCAAUCUAAUGUUUGUGAUCGUUGGAUUGCUGCUUAUAUGCAUCGGUUACACCAUCAAAACCAUUUAUCUAAACUUCGAUGAAUUUAUGGAAACUUAUUACUACAACCCCUCGACCCUGGCAAUUGUUAUUGGAUUCUUCAUUUUCAUUGUAGCUUUGUUUGGUUGCAUUGGUGCUUUGAAGGAAAGCACAUUUUUGGUGAAUAGCUAUGCGUUUUUCCUGACAAUUAUCUUUAUUUUACAAUUGUCGGUCAGCAUUGCUGCGUAUGCGAUGAGAUCCAACAUUGAAAAUUCUGUACAUAGUAACAUGCUUCAAGCCAUGAAAUACUAUGACGUGAGUUACAAUGCUUUCACAUGGAAUUCUACUCAAUACAACCUUCAAUGCUGUGGAAUCUACAGUUACGGCGAGUGGUCAUUAUACUCUAAUCGAUCAGGAUUUGCGCUUACCUCAAUUGUAAAAGACAAACAUACCACCCUCUACGUCCCGACUACAUGCUGCAUGAACGAACAAUGUUCUUAUGACUCCCUGUUCAAAGAUGGAUGCCUCAAUCGUCUAGUGUAUGUUGUUUCCCAAUGUGCUCUUCUUCUUGGCGUUGGUGCUCUUUGCGUAGCAUUUAUUCAGGUACUAGGUAUCGUGUUUGCCUCGAUGCUGGCUAAAUCCAUCAGAAAGGUUAAAACUCAGAGACUGGUGGAGAGAGAGGAAAGAAGGCGCAACUUCUACGAUCAAGUGGUUAAGAACCAGGAGGCAAAACCCAAGACUCCUAUGCUGUAUACCCCCAAGGAUUCCGAAGCCUAAUUGCUGGUAAAAGUCCACAAAAAAAAUAAAAAAAUAAAUUUUGAUUUAAUAACAUAACACUCUUUAAUUACUCUAUCAAAAAUUCUUUAAGUAUAACCUACUUACUUAUUAUGUGCUAGAUAAUUGAUUGCAGCCAUGCUAUUGUCAAUAUAUAUGUGAUAGUAAGGUAUAGGGAAAAGACCAAAUCUGAUUUACAGUUUACUGUAAAUAGCAAGAUUAGGAAAGUGCUUUCGUGCAAUUCUUUCAACGUUUUACAGUUUUCGUAUUUUUGUCUUCAUAAAAUGUAUAUUUCUGUUUCAUUGUAACAGUAACGUUUGAUAAUAAAGUUGUGAAAUACU
Dendroctonus ponderosae (mountain pine beetle) is the source of this 1291-nucleotide messenger RNA. Its product is annotated as CD63 antigen. The coding region runs from base 99 to 953 and encodes 284 amino acids. The record is from RefSeq and is a predicted model, not a curated record. Lineage: Eukaryota; Metazoa; Arthropoda; Insecta; Coleoptera; Curculionidae. Gene Ontology annotation, cellular component: membrane. The transcript has 5 exons.